AAAAGUAAAGAAGAAACAAAGUACUAAAGAAAAAGAAAAAAAAGAAAAAAAAAAGGUAAUAAAGAGUCUCACAGAGUAUCUCCGAUCAUCAUCGUAGUGAAGAAGCCUGAGAUCUUACACCUACAAGGCUACAACGGCUCUUGAGUGAAGACAAUCUCGCUUGUCGCUACUCAGCUGAAUAAAGCAAAUGGCAGAAGCAGCGGAAAAGGCAGCUUUCCUCGGUGGUCUUGUUGUCACGUUCAAGGAGCAAAUGCACACUGAUGUUCUUGUUAAUCCUGGUGACCAAGGUUCACCCUUACCAGCUCACAAAGCCGUUCUCGCGGCAAGAUCAAAGGUCUUCAGGAACAUGUUAGAUUCUGAUGAAUGCAAGACCUCAGCCGAGGAAUCAAUCACUCUCCCUGAUUUGACCCACGACGAACUCAAAUCUCUUCUCGAGUUCCUCUACAGCGGAAACUUAAAAGCUCCAUACAGCCAAUACAGAGCGCUCUAUCUGGCUGCUGAUAAAUACGACAUUUCAUAUCUGCAAGAGGUAUGCAGAAACCAUUUCAUUGCAUCUCUGAGCUCGAGGAACGUCCUAGACACCUUAGAGCUCGCCAGUGUGCCUUGUGAUACACUCUUGAAAGAAGCGGCCAUCAACCAUAUUGUAAAACAUAUGGAAGAAGUGGUUGUUCCCAUGAAAUACGAGACAUUUGUGCAGAGGAACCCGGAUCUAAGCGUGGAGAUCACUAGGGCUUAUCUAAGAGAGACCAAAGCCAAACUCAAAGAUCAUGGAGCUCCUUCCCUUGGUUAUAAUCGCCCACGCAUGUUCUGAUGAACAAACACCUUGUGUAAGUGGAUCGAUGAGUGCUUUUUUUCUUCUUGUAAGAUUGAAAAUUGUUAGUAAAGACUUGUUUUAUGGAUUAUCUCAACGUGUUAAAAUGAUUCAUGUAGCAGCCUUUUUUUUA
Capsella rubella is the source of this 944-nucleotide messenger RNA. RefSeq names its product BTB/POZ domain-containing protein At1g01640. The coding region runs from base 188 to 811 and encodes 207 amino acids. NCBI's taxonomy places the organism in Eukaryota, Viridiplantae, Streptophyta, Magnoliopsida, Brassicales, Brassicaceae. The transcript has 3 exons. Gene Ontology annotation, molecular function: protein binding. The record is from RefSeq and is a predicted model, not a curated record.